Camelus dromedarius (Arabian camel) is the source of this 819-nucleotide messenger RNA. RefSeq names its product potassium voltage-gated channel subfamily E regulatory subunit 1 (gene KCNE1). Gene Ontology annotation, molecular function: voltage-gated potassium channel activity involved in ventricular cardiac muscle cell action potential repolarization; delayed rectifier potassium channel activity; potassium channel regulator activity. The record is from RefSeq and is a predicted model, not a curated record. NCBI's taxonomy places the organism in Eukaryota, Metazoa, Chordata, Mammalia, Artiodactyla, Camelidae. Gene Ontology annotation, cellular component: membrane. Gene Ontology annotation, biological process: ventricular cardiac muscle cell action potential; potassium ion export across plasma membrane; negative regulation of delayed rectifier potassium channel activity. The transcript has 3 exons. Bases 251 to 640 code for a protein of 129 amino acids.
UCCAGCUCCAUUAAAGAAGGGCCUUGUCUGUAACCACAGCUGUCACUUAUGGUCCCAGCGGUGGGGAACUUUGCUGGGAUCACACAGCAGCUUUAACUCAUGUGUUAUUAGAAGUGGAUUGUUUUGAAAACAAAGCGCACUGUGAGGACAUCAAAGGAGACUCACUCCUGUCAUCUUAAGUCUCUGAAGGUGGAGCUGAAGGUUUUCCUGGGGGAGCUCCCUGUCCAGCACUGAAACCCUGAAGGCCAGGAUGAUCCUGCCCAAUGCCACAGCCGUGACGCCCUUUCUGACCACGCUGUGGCAAGGGACAGUUCAACAGGGCAGCAAUUCAUCCGGCCUGGCCCGCAGGGCCCCCGGUCAUGAUGACAGCAGGCUGGCCGCCCUCUACAUCCUCAUGGUGCUUGGCUUUUUCGGCUUCUUCACGCUGGGCAUCAUGCUGAGUUACAUCCGCUCCAAGAAACUGGAGCACUCCCGAGACCCAUUCAACGUGUACAUCGAGUCUGACGCCUGGCAGGAGAAGGACAAGGCGUACUUCCAGGAGCGGAUUCUGGAGAGCUGCAGGGCGUGCUACGUCGUUGAAAACCAGCUGGCUGCCGAACGACCCAAUGCAUACCUUCCCGAGAGGAAGCCUUCGUUGUGACCCGCCACAACUGGUUUAAACUAGACCGAGUCUCCCUGAUGAUCUGGUUUUUCUAAUCACAAGGUCCUUGUACUCUUUAUCAUAUGGAUGUAAUUGGUUUUUUUUUUUUCUAUUGUAAGGGGUGAGGGGUGGAUUAACAACACUAUAUUUCUAGAAAUUACAUUCCUCCUCUAACCGAC